Molecule: messenger RNA, 1327 nt
Organism: Asparagus officinalis (garden asparagus)
Lineage: Eukaryota; Viridiplantae; Streptophyta; Magnoliopsida; Asparagales; Asparagaceae
Product: U1 small nuclear ribonucleoprotein C-like
Exons: 6
Coding region: 101-709 (202 amino acids)
Biological process (GO): spliceosomal snRNP assembly; mRNA 5'-splice site recognition; mRNA splicing, via spliceosome
Cellular component (GO): U1 snRNP; nucleus
Molecular function (GO): pre-mRNA 5'-splice site binding; zinc ion binding
Source: RefSeq, a predicted model, not a curated record
UCCGCUACUAGAACCUUCUCGCAACCAGUCGAGGUGUGCAUCGAGUCUCCUGCCUUCGCCCCGCGAUACGCCACCCAACUGUGAAACGAACGCCGACGCAAUGCCUCGGUAUUACUGCGACUACUGCGACACCUAUUUGACCCACGAUUCUCCUUCUGUCAGGAAACAACAUAAUGCCGGCUACAAGCACAAGGCAAAUGUUCGUACCUACUAUCAGCAGUUUGAGGAGCAACAGACUCAGAGUUUAAUAGAUCAAAAAAUUAAGGAGCACCUUGGGCAGGCUGCAGUCCAAUAUCAAGUAGGUGCAGCUUUUAACCAGUUUCUCCAAGCAAAUCCUCAGAGACCUCGCCCUCCGAUUCUUCCAUUGCCGAUGGGAGCACCUCAGAUGCCUAUAGGCUCUCCGUUUGUUCCGGGAAUUAGACCCCCAGUUUUGCCACCCCCUGGCACUACAAGUUAUGGAGCUGCUCCAACUGUUCCUCCAUCAAUGGCCCCACCUAUUGCACCUUCCAUGCCGAUGCAAGUGAACAAUCUCCCUGGACCACCGAUGGUGAAUCCUCCGGUCCCUGGAGCUACAACUGCACCAACACCUAACAGUGCUAUGAAUACUGUGACAUAUCAAGCCAAUCCGUCGUUUACUUCUGGUUCCUCUACUGCGCCAGCUGGUAGCACUAACUCACAGGAAACUUUUGCAUAUUCUCAGAAUUCUUAGACCAAUCGCUAGCUUAUCAAACUGCCAUAAGGGUUUGGAAUUGAUCAAGAUUGGGCUUCAGAAAUAUUUUCUAUUGUAGUUGUGGAAGUUGAUCUAAGUAAGGAAAAGUGAUACUCCUGAGUCCUUAGUAUUGAUGAGCUGAUCUACUCUUGACUUGAAAAUGGAGCAUGUAUUUUUCUGAGAUUUCAGAAUAGCUUGUACUCAAUUGGCUAAGUUGGUGGAUGUAAGAAAGCAAGGCAGUGUAAUGUGGUUGUUUCCGGUAUUUUAAAGGCUGAAAAGACGCAUUCUAAUGCGGCGCCAUCUAAUAUGGUAGUUGAAACUCUUGUGGUAUUUACGCAACUUCGUCAAUUGUUCUGUUUGAUUUCUUGAAGAUGUCUCGUGCAUUACGUAUCAGACCUUGGCAUCAACUUCGCAACUUUUUUUCGCCGAUUGAGAUAAUUGUUUGGGUGUGACUCGGCAGGAAGUAUGAUUCACAUAACAAGUCUUGUAAGAAAUUAAUUGUGGGUGAUUUCAGGUUUUAGUCCUGAUGUUUGUUUUAUCCUGAAUUUGGGUAUAAGAGGACGCAUCGUACAAUAAUAAGAUUAUGUAAGUGUACAUGUUUUGCUUUUUCUUUUUAUA